AUGGACAAAGAGACCUCGUCAGUUCUUGGAUUGAGAAAGCCUCGUUUGUCUACGAAGCAAAAACUGCCGAAGCGUGUGUCUUUCAAAGAUGAAACCUGGGUGAUUAAUAUUCCCGCAUAUGAAGAAAGUCAAAACGCCGCUGAUUUACGAGAUGGUUUUGUAUUUACAAGAGAUUCCGUGGUGGGAAACUCUUGGAUUAAUAGUAGGACAGACGCAACUAGAGGACGAGGAAGAUUGCAAACGUUUUCCACGUCUUCUUCGUUUCAUGGAAACAAAGGACAACAAAGUCCUCAGACAACACAGACUUACGGAACGAUCAAUCCAGGGCACGAUAUAAGUAGACCUCCUUACAAAUCAAUCCUCAAAUCUCCAGCAACAAGUUAUCAAAGGAAAAGUCAUUUGAUUGAAACAUACCUUCCUGCAAAACAGACUCGCCGAGUUUCUGCAAGUGCAAGAUAUGACUUCUCGGACACUUGCAAUAACUUCAAACACGAUCCGAGUCAUUUGCUACCAGCUAGGGAGGUUAUAAACAGACUUGAAAAACCUUUUUUGGCCAGAAACCUACCGGCCAGCCGUUCUUCCUUUACUCGCGGACAGGAAUCUAGGGAGGGAGUACUUUAUAACAAAUCUGCGCGGUUGUAUGACCAAGAUUUUUCGUUCGGUAGAACCUCGUCCGAUUAUGACUUGAACCAAAGUGAGAAAACAAGAACGAUCAAUAGCGGAAAGCAAUCACAAGUAAAUUUCGAUGUCGUUGGGGUAACGUAUGGUAGGGUGGACAAAAUGCCGUAUUUUCACGAUAUCAGUGGUGCAAUAAGCGGAAUCAAAGAAUACACCCCUCUUUUGAAUUCGCCUAACGACCGAGCACGCUUUGAACAUUCCACAGUUUCCAGGACAAGUCAUUUUGACUCAAACCGAGGGGGAAGACAUAUAUCUGUCAUUCCUGCAAUCGCGGCCUUCAACAGAAAAACUCGAGACAAAGCAAAACAUUUUUCCACUACUUGGACACGCGAAUAUGACACAAGUUUGAAGAGACAAUUACCGAUGGCUUGGCCGCCAAGCAAACCGUACAAUUUUUCAACAAAAUAA
This is a messenger RNA of Porites lobata, 1086 nucleotides long. The record is from the annotation of a GenBank genome assembly. Lineage: Eukaryota; Metazoa; Cnidaria; Anthozoa; Scleractinia; Poritidae.